AUGAUGAGCUCUUGUCCGUGCUGGAUUCCUGCUGCCACCUCACUUGUCACCUCGGUGCUCUACGCUCUCCUCUUGCUGACCUUUUACAUCAUGCUCAGCAGGAAAAUUGCCCAGCUUUCCUGUGGGAUGCAGGUGAGGAGCAGCCCUGGGGAACAUCCCAGCCCUCACCCCAGCCCAGCUCCAGCCUCGGCACCAGGAGGGGACACGGCACAAAAACCCGGGGCACAAAAACCCGGGGCACAAAAACCCGUGGCACAAAAACCCGGGGCACAAAAUCCACCACCAGCCUAUGCAGGGAGAAGUGACACAUCUUCAGAAACCUCAGAGGACUCGGACAGCCCUUCCUCCCCUCAGGGCCCUGGCUCAGGGGAAAACAUCCAUUACACAUCCCUGGUGUUCCCAGGGCACGGCCACGAGCCAGGCUCUGCCCAGGACUACGAGAACCUCAAGACUGGGAUGGAUUACGUCAACGUGGACCCAAAGAGGAAGAAAAUUCAUUUCUGGCCCUUCUCCAGCCCCAGGGCAUCCAAGGGUGUGGAGUACACCGAGGUGAAGCUGUGACACCGAGGUGAAGCUGUGACACUGAUGUGAGGCUGUGACAUUGAUGUGAGGCUGUGACAGUAACGUGAGGCUGUCACACCAGGGUGAGGCUGCU
Sturnus vulgaris (Common starling) is the source of this 655-nucleotide messenger RNA. The record is from RefSeq and is a predicted model, not a curated record. NCBI's taxonomy places the organism in Eukaryota, Metazoa, Chordata, Aves, Passeriformes, Sturnidae.